CUUAGGUAGAUGAGAUGACUGACAUCAAUUUCCAUGACCCCAUAUCAUGGAACAGGGCAGCCGAUAUGGCUUUGACGCUGUCAAAAAUCCUCAAAAGUUGAACCUACCUGGGUCCAAAUAUGGCUGAAGGUGGUUCUGGGGCUCAAUCCUAGACUGACUCGUGUCCAUCUAGACAAGCUUUGAUCUUCAACCUCAGGGUUCCUCAUUCCUCUGAUAACGAGAGCUGGAUAACUCCCCCGUCCGAACACUUCAUCUCAACGACGACUUGCCAAGAGGCCAGAAAUAUCGAAGCCUUUCGUUCUUUUCUAGUAGCUGAUGACAUCUCACCAGACACAAUGCUAGUCCAACAAAAGACAAAACCUUGGAUUCUUUACGCUGUGCCCCCACGCGAGGGACACAUGCGACCAGCGCUCCAAAUCACCAAACAUCUCAUCAGCAGCGGCUUCGACGUCACGGUCCUGGGAACAAAACGGUGGAAGCCGACAAUCGAAGCGAUCGGAGCCCACUUUAGUCCCAUCAUCGGACUCUGGAAAACCCUCGACGAUCCAUCUCGCUGGCCAGACAUCGCACAGGCAUCGGAUCCAGCCACUAGACUUGCCGCAUCUCUCGAUGGGGGAUUCAUCUCGUUGCUACCAAGCGGACUGGAAUCAGUACGGGUGGCGUUGGCGGGUAUGAGACGACGAGAGCCCGGCUGUCAGAUCUUCGUCCUGUCGGAUACGUGCUUCUCCGGGACGCUGGCUUUGAAGUUGGGCACAGACCUGCCUGAACUGUUUGAAGAGGAUGAGGUGAUUAAGACUAUCGGGAUUGGUGUCGUUCCAGUGUUCUGGACCAGCCCUGAGCGGCCACCGUGGGGAUCUGGCCUUCCUUUCGACGACAGUGAGGAAGGGCGGGCAAAGAAUGUCAGAGUACACAAAGAGACGUGGAACAGCGCCGCUGAGGAUCGUGCGAGAUGGGUAUUGGGGUUGAUGGGAUGUCCCAAGCCCGUUGUGUCCCUUUAUGAAGGGCUAUCAACGAGUAUAGAACAUCCCUUCUGGGACGCAUCGACGGUCUGUCACGACACAGUCCUGCAAAUGUGUCUCCCGAGUCUUGAAUUCCUUUCAUCAGACUGGCCACGGAAGAUCAAGUUCGCGGGGACGCUCCCGAUCAAACCUAUUCCAUCUGACCUUACAUAUCCGAGGUGGUUCAACGAUAUCCUCUCAAACAGCUCAUCUCUCCAGGUAUCGAAACCCAGUCGCAAGAAAAUUGUCUUUGUGGCCCAAGGAACUGAAGUGCUGGACCACGAAGAACUCAUCAUCCCGACAAUGAAGGCCUUGGCUACCUGUCAUGACAUCCUAGUCGUUGCUUGUCUUUGCGUGGCCGGAGCAACUCUCAACACGAGCACUUUUGGGAACGGAGAAUUGCCAGUAAAUGCUCGGGUGGUGGAUUACUUCCCGUACGACGCGAUCUUGGCGCACGCGGACGUCUUUGUGUCAAACAGCGGGUACGGAGGGUUUCAACAUGCGGUCUCAAAUGGUGUGCCGAUGGUGCAAGCGGGAAACACGUUUGACAAGCCAGAUAUCGGGAGAAGAAUUGAGUGGUCUGACUUGGGGGUGUUUCUAUCGGAGUCUCCUCCAUCCGUGAGCGCCGUUGAGCAGGCAGUGACAGAGGUUCUGGGUGAUGACAAGUUUAAGAGGCGAGCAGAGGAGCUUAGGAAAGAAGCGAGCACAUAUGAUCCAUUAAAAAUGGUUGAAGAAGAGAUACUGCUCUUAGCUACGUCGGCGGGGUCCUCGCCGAGUUAAGCAGAUCGUGUCAAGGGUAGAGAUAACAGCAAGGGUAAGCCGUGACUGAGCCUUUCACGCGAACAAUAAAGAAACACUUUUGAACUAUCUCAAUCCUUGAUAUAACAUCAGUACGGAAAUCCAAAGCUGGUUCCGUCUUAACAACCGCAAGCCGUGGCCAUCUACUCCUCGUCGUUCAUCUCCUCAUCCCCACUCUCAAAAUCGGCUUCACCCUAAAAGACGUUAGUUGCCUAUGUCCAACGAGCUCACGCAGUGGCAGAGUAUUCAUACCCCGAGUCCCCCUUCCUUGUUUUGAAGCUCCUUCAUUCCGUACACAACCGCCGGCAGCUCAAAGUCCUUGGGCGCAGUGAUAAUACCAAACUCAACCAAGCCGUCAAAGUUGCUACCCCACCAGCUACGUCCAUAGAACCCGACAAUACGCUCGUCUGCUUGCGCUUCUG
Colletotrichum acutatum is the source of this 2218-nucleotide messenger RNA. RefSeq names its product UDP-glucuronosyl/UDP-glucosyltransferase. The record is from RefSeq and is a predicted model, not a curated record. Lineage: Eukaryota; Fungi; Ascomycota; Sordariomycetes; Glomerellales; Glomerellaceae. The transcript is spliced from 3 exons. Gene Ontology annotation, molecular function: UDP-glycosyltransferase activity. The coding region runs from base 336 to 1778 and encodes 480 amino acids.